Messenger RNA from Mycena citricolor, 5930 nucleotides. Lineage: Eukaryota; Fungi; Basidiomycota; Agaricomycetes; Agaricales; Mycenaceae. The record is from the annotation of a GenBank genome assembly.
CCACUGCUCACUUGAGUCUUGCUCGCUCGCUGUUGUUCGUGCGCCCGAGUUCGCCCACAGACUUCCCCCUUCGCACCAACCCGGCUCAAGAGCCGACGCGACGAGUGGAAGGUCCCUGAUCAUCCACAAGCUCCGCCCAGCGCGCUGUCGGCAGUCCUGCAUCACGCCAUCAAAUAGACCACCUGGCUUUCACCGUCGUACCCGAUAUCCGUCUUUCCGCGCGACUUCCGUUGGACACCCCUCAUAGAGUCUCAGGGCCUCUGUAAUAGAUCCACUGCGACUGAGUAUUCUGACUCUCGCAUUCGUGGCGUCCUUCCAUGUCGACCAGGGUACACGUGGCGCCGAUAAAGACGACGUAUGGUUCUUCGCCGACGGUGCGCCUUGCUUCAGGCCAGGGACAGGUGCAACGCGGAGGGAGUGUAAACGGCGCGGCGGAAAUAGCGCCAUGGCUUGAGUCUUUGGAUGACGUUCCGCCUACUCCGCCCCCAAAACCGACCUCAACGUAUCCUUCACGACAAGGGAGCGUUGCGAGCUCCUCGACAUCCGCUUCUUAUUCAACAAAGCAUCGACCCUCAACCCACCUCAGCGUUUCCACGCGCGGUUCUAUAGAGCUCGAUGACUCGGUUGAUGAUUAUGGGCAGGCACUGAUGGUGCCCGACCUGGAUCUACCCCCCACACAUGAUGUGGAAAUCGCGCCUUGGUUAGACAAAUCGGAUACUGAGCCGCCUUCUCCGCCAGCCAAGAACGGCCGCUCCUUCCACUUCCCGCCCAAGAACUCGUUUUCGUCACUACGCACCGGCAGUACUUCCAACUUCUUCUCUCGGCAACGGGGCAUCUCGGAAACGCCAAGUAGUCUAAGCAUCGCUGAAACCAUGGGCUCUGCCAUCGCAUCAACGUCGACUUCCAAUAUGCACGAGCCGCUUGACCGCGCGUACUCGCCCUCACCUGAGCUGAAAAAGAGCAAGUCCUCGGUGUUCAGCAGUUUGCGAAAGAAAGUGUCGAAAAAGAAUAUGAAGGGCGCACCUGAGGAUUCGGAGCACUUUUCACUGCGGCCUUUGCCUUUGAACGGAUCCGGGUCAUUUGUGUCGUUCCUGCCUGUGCCAUCGCCACCGCAGACGCCGAGAUUCAAGAAACAGAAGAAGAAGAGUAGCCAUGUCGAUGAACCUGUUCCUCCUCUGCCUGGCAGCACUCACGAGUCACUGGAACCUGGUGAACUCGAUAUCAAGCUGGAUUUGGACUUUGGUGCGAUGAAGGGCAUUGUGGAUCAUUCCAAACUGGCGAAUGGCGGAAACGAUGCGAGCUCCCCGAGUAGUGGAUUCGGUUCGACAUCCAACUCGAACUCGAAUCAUUCGGAUAUGAUGGAUGAAAGCAACUACUAUCUGGGUGGAUCACCGUCCUUCAGCAAUCCAUUCGUUCCAGAACAAUCAUCCUUUCACCACAUCCGUCGUGCGUCGCGACGGGUGUCGCCGAACACGGUGCUGCCCAGUAUUGAUUAUGCGGCCCCUAUGACAGGUGUGAUGCUGAGAGGUCCACCGAGUUCAGAGGGAUGGACAGCCCCGGAAAGCUGGAGUGUCGCUGUGAAGGACUCAGUUGGAUCGGUAGAGGGCGUGGGUGGCGGAGAUUCGGAUUCUGAUGAAGGGGCCGACUCUCGACAGCGAGCGGUACCUCCGGAGAUGAUGCCAUCUUCAAGGCGGAACGGGACGAUUGGCUCGCUGACGAGUGCGCAAACGUCUAAUGGACGAUCGUCUCAUUCGCAUCGGAGGCCAGGCAGCAAACGCACCGUUGCAGGCCAGAAGAUGCAGAUUCGCGUGUACAAAGCUGACGGGACGUACCACGUCGUGCAGGUGCCGACGAACACGACCGUGGCACAGUUGACGCCGAAGCUGGAUAUGAAGCUCCCUGCUGGGGAGGAGAAUGAGAUUCAUCAGUUAUAUCUCAAGGAACGGGGAAGAGAGCGAACCAUGGCGCCGACAGAACGACCUGCUGAAAUAGUGCUCCGACGACUUGAGCAGGCUGGGUAUGACGAGUCGGAUGGGCAAGAUCUGGUGAACGGUGCCGGCUUGGCAUUUAUCCUUAAGUUUUUCUACAAGAGCCAAUUUCUCGGCCCAGCGAACGAAGAUCUCAGAUUUGACAACUUCGAGUUCAUUGACCUGUCCAGUCGCAGUCUGCGGACCAUUCCUGUCGUUUUACACCAGCAUGCCGACUCCAUCGUCUCCCUCCGGCUCUCGCGAAACCCGAUGAUCGAAAUCCCGUUGGACUUCAUUCAAUCCUGUACGACACUACGUGAACUGAAGCUCUCGAAUAUGUCUAUGAAGAAAGUGCCGAACAGCUUGCGACAUAGUACGACACUGACUCGACUGGAUCUCUCCUGCAAUCGGAUUUCCACGCUGGAUGAGGCGUACCUGGAUGAUAUUCCCGGGCUGACUACCCUGUAUGUGCAGAACAACAGGCUGGAGAACUUACCAUGGAGCUUCCCCCGCAUGCGGCGACUGAUCACGCUCAAUAUCUCGAACAACAAGUUCCGGACGUUCCCACUGGGGGUCAGCGAAUUGACCAGUCUACGAGACCUGGAUAUCUCCUUCAACUCGAUUUCAGAGCUGCCGGAAGAGAUAGGGAGGCUGAAAUGUCUGGAGAGAUUGGUCAUCGUUGGAAACCAGGUGUCGAAGCUGCCUGACGAAUUCAGCCAGUUGGGGCGGCUGGGCGAGCUGGAUUGUCGGCGGAACCAAAUCACCGAUCUCACGGUGGCGUGCAUGCUACCGAAGAUCGAGAAGCUGAGUGCGGACCACAACUCUCUGCAUGAUCUGGCGUUGUCCUUGGGUCCGUGUCUGGCGAUGCUCGACGCGUCUCAUAAUGAGAUCACGCAGCUGUCCAUCGUGCGGGGUCCGAUUGGGAGGAGUCCACUUGCAUUAACCACACUCGACAUCUCCAAUGCCAAGCUGUCGCUGUUGGACGAUGCCACGCUCGGUCAAUUCACGUCACUUCGCCGGCUGAAUUUGGAUGGCAACUCAUUCAGGAGUGUUCCUGAUUCUUUGGGCGAGUUACGGUGGCUGGAGUCGCUCUCCUGUGCGAACAACUCCCUCAGCGAGCUACCGCAGAGCAUCGGGCGACUGCAGAAGCUGGAGACUCUCGAUGUGCAUAACAACAGUCUGACGGAGCUGCCGGUUUCUCUCUGGAAUUGCGCGUCCCUGUCCAGACUGAACGUGACGUCGAACCUGCUGGUCUUGUGGCACGACCCACCGCCAUUCCAGCCCCACGACGAAGACGCGAUGACGUCCGCGUCGAUGGCCCCUUUUUCGGACAACGCAUCGGUUGUGAGCGGCCCCGUUUUUCCACCGGCACGGAAGCAGUCAGCGUCGAGUCUUUCGGAUCUCCCGCCGCUGGCGCAUUCGCUGGAACUGCUGUACAUGGGAGAGAACUCGUUCACGGAUGAAGUGCUGCAUCCGUUGAUGUUCCUGAAAGAGCUGCGGGUCCUCAAUCUGUCCUUCAACGCGAUCCAGGACAUGCCGUCGACGUUUUUCCGGAACUUGACCAAGCUGGAGGAGGUGUAUCUCAGCGGCAACAGCCUGACGACGUUCCCGAGCGAGGAUCUGCCCAAGUUGACCAAGCUGACGACGCUUUUCUUGAACGGCAAUCGGCUGCACACUCUCCCGCAGGAGUUGGGCAAGAUCAAAAGCUUAACAUUCCUCGAUGUGGGGAGUAAUCUGCUCAAGUACAACAUCAACAACUGGGAGUUUGAUUGGAACUGGAAUUUCAAUAAGAACCUCCGGUACUUGAACUUAUCCGGGAACAAGCGGUUGCAGAUCAAGUCGGAUGCUCCCCGCAACGGCGCUGUCCAGCGAGAAGCGCUUGCGGGUUUUUCCGAGCUCAGCCAGCUGCGGGUGCUGGGCUUGAUGGAUGUGACGAUCACGACUACCGGUGUCAGCGUAGACAUUCCAGACGAAAAUGACGAUCGACGAGUGCGAACGUCGUCGUCGGUCGUCAAUGGAAUGUCUUAUGGGAUUGCGGACACGCUGGGGAAGAAUCACCAUCUGAACAUGCUCGAUCUGGUCCACGAGUUCCGGGGCAGCAAGAAGGAUGCCAUCUUUGCCAUGUUCGGACGGGCACAGCCCCCGAAGCAGUUGCCUACGGCGACCUCCGCGAAUCCGCUUGCGAAAUACCUGCAAGAGAACUUCGUGCGGGUCUUCAUCUCCCAACUGAAUACACUGGAGGAGGGCGAGGGUGUCGUUGAUGCACUGCGGCGGACGUUCCUAAAGCUGAACCAGAGUCUGCACGAUUCGCUGUUCGCGAUGAGUCGCAAGAUGAGCCAGACUAGUAAUAUGGGUGGCUCGAGUAUGUCAGCGGACUUGCGCACCGGGGCAUCCGGUGUCGUGGUCUACAUCGUCGACAAGAAGAUGUACGUGGCGAAUGUCGGGAACGCGCUCGUCGUCGUGUCAAGAAGCGGAACUGCGGUCCCGCUGUCCCGCAAACACCAUCCAUAUGAUCGCGCAGAGACUGCUAGGAUCCGGGCUGCCGAAGGCUGGGUCUCGCCUCCCGGAUUGGUCAACGAUGAGAUCGACAUCUCCCGCUCGUUCGGAUUCUACCAUUUGCUGCCCGUGAUCAAUGCGCGCCCGGAUGUCUUCGAGUACACGCUGACGGAGCAGGACGAGCAUGUCAUCAUCGCCAACCGCGGCCUGUGGGACUAUGUCAGCUACCAGACGGCGGUCGAUAUUGCGCAGCGAACGGACCCGAUGACCGCUGCGCAGAAACUGCGGGAUUUCGCGAUCAGCUACGGAGCCGAUGGAAGCACGAUGAUCAUGGUCGUCGGCGUCGCGGACCUCUUCACGCCGGACUACUUCACGCAGCUCGAGAAACGCAAGAACAAGCGACCGGAGAUCACGGACCGGACGCUCGUGCGGCUCAAGGAUGAGGUCCCUCCGCCCAUCGGGCAUGUAUCGAUCGUCUUUACGGACAUCAAGGGCUCGACGCAUCUCUGGGAUGCGAAUCCGGGCAUGCUCACUGCCAUUAAGCUGCACAACGACCUUCUGCGGCGACUGCUCAGACAGCACGGCGGUUACGAGGUGAAGACCGAAGGAGACUCGUUCAUGUGCUCUUUCCCCACUGCGCUUGCGGCUGUCUGUUGGUGCAUGUCGGUGCAGGUCGAGCUCCUCAAUGUGCCGUGGCCGCUGGAGAUUCUGGAGUGCGCGGACGGCAAGACUGUGUACGACGACCAGGGGCGGCUGAUUGCACGCGGCUUGUCGGUGCGCAUGGGGAUCCACUGCGGGAUUCCGCUUUGCGAGCCGGAUCCCAUCACGCACCGCAUGGACUACUUUGGGCCGAUCGUCAAUCGUUCGUCGCGUAUUGAGGGCAGCGCAGCGGGUGGGCACAUUAUGUGCAGUACAGAUAUCAUCCGGGAGAUCAACGCGAGGAUCUUCGACAGCGAGGCCGAUCUGUCCGAGUAUUCGGAGGCCCAGCCGCAGGAAGCUAUCGAUGGCAUUCGCAGGCUGGAUCCUAUCGUCAUCCCCGUCGGCGAGGUCAGGCUGAAGGGUCUCGAAGCGCCGGAGAUGCUGUCGUUGGUGUUCCCGGGCGACCUCAUCGGCCGGAAGGAUUUCCAGGACGAAGCACCGGCGCCAGAUACGUCUGGGUCGCGGGUGCAGUUCAGCAUCGAGCAAAUGCGUGAGCUUGCGAUGCUGUGUCUGAGGCUGGAGAUGCCAGGCGGGGUGGGUGUGGGCGAUGAACAGGAGGCGUCGCUCAGGGCGCUGGUGCCACCGAUGAGCGACGCGAUGUCGGAUGCGGAUCUGAUGCUGGUGUUGUAUUCCCUCAUGGUCCGGAUCGAGAAUGCCGAGUGCGCACUGAGGGCGAGGUUUUUGCCUGAUCGGCUGGCCGGCGUGCUGGCGGAUGAGUUGGAUCCGAGGACGUUGGAACGUGUUUUGGCGGCUUUGCGGACCAUGUAG